This is a messenger RNA of Onychomys torridus (southern grasshopper mouse), 6597 nucleotides long. It is a transcript of the gene Dach2, whose product is annotated as dachshund family transcription factor 2. Bases 1 to 1860 code for a protein of 619 amino acids. NCBI's taxonomy places the organism in Eukaryota, Metazoa, Chordata, Mammalia, Rodentia, Cricetidae. The record is from RefSeq and is a predicted model, not a curated record. The transcript is spliced from 13 exons.
AUGGCUGUCUCUGCACCUCCGGUGAUCUCUGCAACUUCCAGCAGCGCCGGAGUCCCGGGGGGGUUAUUCCGGGCUGAACCUCUGUAUUCGUCUCCAGGAGAGCCCCCGCGUCUAACCCCUAAUCUGAUCAACAGUUUCAUGGCCAAUAACCACAGCGGCAGUGUCGGGGGUGGCGGGAUUGGUGGUGGCAGCUGUGGCAGCAGUAACACCAACACUAACGAGUGCCGGAUGGUGGACAUGCACGGAGUGAAGGUGGCUUCAUUCCUGAUGGACGGCCAGGAACUGAUCUGCCUGCCGCAAGUCUUUGAUCUUUUCCUCAAGCACCUCGUGGGAGGGUUGCACACUGUGUACACUAAACUGAAGAGACUGGACAUAUCCCCCGUGGUGUGUACUGUGGAGCAAGUUCGAAUCCUUCGUGGGCUGGGGGCCAUCCAGCCAGGGGUGAACCGCUGCAAGCUCAUCACCAGGAAAGACUUUGAAACUUUGUUCACCGAUUGCACAAAUGCCAGAAGGAAGAGGCAAAUGACAAGAAAACAAGCUGUUAACAGUUCCAGACCUGGCAGGCCUCCUAAGCGUUCUCUGGGAGUGUUGCAAGACAAUGCCCGCCUUCUGCCCCAUGCAGUCCCAGGGCUCUUAUCACCAGGACUUAUCACUCCAACAGGUAUAACAGCUGCAGCAAUGGCUGAGGCGAUGAAGCUCCAGAAGAUGAAGCUUAUGGCAAUGAAUACUCUGCAGGGAAAUGGAAGCCCAAAUGGGGCUGAGUCAGAGCCAGAUGACCUUCAUUCUAACACAGGUGGAAGUGAAUCCUCCUGGGAUAAAGAUAAGAUACAAUCUCCACUUGCUGCUCCUGGACCUCAACAUGGAAUUGCUCAUGCAGCACUGGCUGGCCAGCCCAGCCUUGGGAAUGCUCCUACCCUCAAUCCACUUCAGCAGAAUCACCUGCUAAGCAAUCGUCUGGAUCUGCCAUUUAUGAUGAUGCCUCAUCCCCUACUUCCAGUCAGCUUACCUCCUGCAUCAGUUGCCAUGGCAAUGAAUCAGAUGAAUCAUCUCAAUACUAUUGCCAACAUGGCUGCUGCAGCUCAGAUUCACAGUCCACUCUCCAGAGCUGGUGCCUCUGUUAUAAAGGAGCGGAUCCCAGAGAGUCCUUCUCCUGCUCCCUCUCUGGAAGAGAAUCAUCACCCUGGGAGCCAGACCUCCUCCCACCCGAGCAGCAGUGUGUCCAGCUCUCCAUCCCAGGUGGAUCAUCCUUCAGAGAGAAUGGUUAUGAUGCCCAACAAUAGAGAAGAACUUAUUGUUGACCAAGAUAAUGGACAAACCAUGAAAAAAUUCCAAAGGGAUAAUAAAGAAGAAGUACCAACUCAAAUUCCAAUGAUGAAGUCACCAUUGGACAAGAUCCAGUUGGCUCCUGGACAGGCAUUGUCCCCUGGAUUCCCUGGACCAUUCAUUUUUGCUGAUAGUCUGUCCUCCGUGGAGACUCUGUUGACCAACAUUCAGGGUCUACUGAAAGUGGCUUUGGAUAAUGCUCGCAUCCAGGAGAAGCAGAUUCAGCAAGAAAAGAAGGAACUUCGAAUAGAGCUCUACAGAGAAAGAGAAAUCAGAGAAAAUCUGGAGAGACAACUUGCAGUUGAGCUUCAAAGCAGAAGUACAAUGCAAAAGCGUUUGAAAAAGGAGAAAAAAGCUAAGAGGAAACUUCAGGAAGCCUUGGAAUUUGAAUCAAAGCGCCGAGAGCAAGUGGAGCAGGCACUGAAACAAGCUACAACUAGUGACAGUGGUCUGAGGAUGUUGAAAGAUACUGGCAUUCCAGAUAUUGAAAUAGAAAAUAAUGGGACUCCUCAUGACAGUGCUGCCAUGCAAGCCUGAACACUGAUGCCGGAUCUCCAAGUGAUCAAAGACAUGGAUAGGGUGCUGUAGCAGUUACCUGCUUACCUAGUGUUGUGAUUCUUUAGAAUUCAUACUCAGAUUCUUUUAUAAUAUGGAACAUUCAAUUACUAUUUGUUCAUAAUUGAUGAAUAGAACAUUGAACACAUAGGAAAAAUGCGCUGGAGAUUGGACUUCCCAAGUUUUUAAGGGGCAAUCAUAAUGACUGAACAUACUACUUUUAUAGUGUUUUUUUAUCCAUUACUUUCAAUGAGCUCAUAGUGCUUCACAAACAUCAUCACAUUUAACCACACAGUAGGUUUGUAGUGGGAUAAGUAGGUGGAACAAUUUUGAAGAUGGAUAAAGUGUUAUUUCUAGACUGUAUGUGAGAAAAUAAAAUGUAGAAAUACUUACUUUGAGCUGUACCUAUUAUGGAAUACCUUUAUAUUUCUCCACUAUGGUAUUUAAUAGAACUUUUAUUAGCAGACAAUGUAUUGGUACAAAUGAUUGAUAUUUGUUGCCAUGGUCUGUGAGCUCACUUUGUAGAAGAAACUGCCUGAUUUGUUCUCUAAGAAAACAUAGAGAGCUUUAAUUUCUAGAUCAUGACAUAUUUACAUUUUCCUUUGAACUGAUGGUGGAGGAGCAAGUUAUUUACUCCCUAUCACAUCCCUUAUCUUUAAAGAAGACAAUGAUAAAAGAUGCUCACCAGAAUACCAAAUAUGACUCCUUUAUUCUUUUCUUCCAUUAUGUCCCAAAUAUUGCUUAUUCCUUAUAAUACUAGCAACAGAAAUAAUUAUAAUAGUAAAAACUACAGACACAGGAAAUGAGAAAGGCAGAUUUGAUGGGUCAUUCAUAUUAUGAAUAUUUACACUAUUCACCCUCUGGUCUAAGCAUAAUAAGGUAACUAACAUUUUCAAGAGAUUUAUAAAUGGUUAAUUUGGCCUGAAUUGCUCAGUAAAUGUUCUGAAAUAUUUUUAGUAAGUAACAGUUUACUUACUAAAGAUAUGGCAACAAAUUGGUGAUAUAUAAUUAUUACCAUUUUCACACUUCCUAAGAAUCUAAUAAUCAAUACUUGAGUGAUCAAAACUUUUAAUGACACUUCUCAAGUAUUUUUCAUUACACCAGAAAAAAGUCUUAUUCACUGUGUAGUAUCUGCCCUAGAACUAAAUUCUAUUUUGACAAAGUUAUACUCAUGCAAAUUGCCAAAGGAGAUUUCAUCCACUUUCCAUUAAUCAGUUCCUUGUAUUAAUAUAUGUAGUUUCUUUUAUACUAACCACCAAAAUAAAUUAAAUUUUAAAAUAAUAAAUAUAUUAAUUCAAAUCAGUAUGAUUUAGUGGUUGUUUCAUAUCCUGAAGAAUUUUUUCUAAGCUAUAAAGAUUUUGCUUUUGGUGAUGCACACAGAAUCUACCUGUAAACAAUCUAUUAUGUUUCAGCCAACUGCAUCAAAAUAAUGCCAACUUAGAAAUGAUUUAUGAAGAUGAAAUAAAAUAGUUUGGCCAUAUAAAAUAUAUGAUCUGAAUAACAAUGAUUUGUGGCUAAAGGUACAAUAUUCAGAAUCAACUCUUCAUCAUAUAGACAGAAAACAUGUACUGAAUGAUACAGAAAAUGGAAUAGUAUUUUCAAAUUGGAUCACUUAAAACUAUUUUAGGUGAAUGGGAGGAAUCCUCAUGUUUUUUGUUUUCUGGCAUUUCUUACUUGUUUGCUCUUGGGUCUUUAUGACACCUGAUGUUAGUUAUUCCUUUAUAUAAACUUUAGAUGUAUAACACAGGAGGCAAGUGUCACACAUACUGGAUUGGGGACAACCAAGUGUGGCUCUUGAUGAUUCAACCUAUCAUGAGAGGGUGUCCUAUAUGGAGAAUACCAUACCAAGCUCCUGUUCUGUCACAAGUGAGGCAUUUCUACAAUGAGGAAGGAUUGCAUAAACCUGUAUUUUUACUUAAAAUACUGUUAUAUCUAUAUAUAUGCAAUUCCCCAUGUUGCCCAUUGGAUAAAUAUUAAAGCAGUAAACUAACUGCCAGCUCUCACCAAGUGUCAAUGUAUAUGUCCCUUCUGAGUUUCAAAGCACCUAACAUUCCUCUGGAGAGGGAUCCUUCAUUGCUUUUUCUAAUCUAUCAUCAUGUUUACACACAGAAUGCAUAUGAGAUCAUCUCUGUUUGAUGUUCAAGUAUAAACCCUCUUAAAAACAUGAAGCAGUCAACUCCUAAUUAGCUGUUUCCUAUUCCUAAUGAAGUGAGCAUGGCAGAUUUGGAUUAAAAUUCAGAUGCAGCUCUCUACUGUUUAUGGUUCCAGAUGUUUUUGUUUUAUCUGGGAGUUUACUUUGACAGCUACUACUAAAUGAUAAAUCACUCAUAUGAUAGCUAAAAUGAAUUUUGAAAUUGAAACGUGGAAAACUUUGAGAUUGUUCCAAGGAACAGUGUUGAUUACCAGGUCAAUACUUGUUUUUUCCUUAUCAUCAGUCUGCAUUGGGAUACUCAAAAAAGUAACAGACAAUGUCUCAAUAUUAUAGAACAUGUUGCACUGUUUGGAUACUACUGUCCUUAAAAUUUGAAGUUUUACUAUUGAGAUCUCAACUUAUUGUAUUCUGGGUAAAACAAUUGAUUUACAUCAUAAUGUAGUCUUCUUGUUAGUCUAGUGUUUCUUUUGAUUUGCAAGCCGACGUGGAAACUAUUUCUGAUAGGCUUUGUAAGUGGGCACAUUUAAUGAAAUUUGUACACAGAUAUGUUUGUCUCUUGUAACAAAGAUAAGAAUUAAACAUGAUAAAGUGAAAGAUUUUUCAAAAACUGCAUUUUUCCAAAAGACAAACAGUGAAUGUCUUUUCCAUUCAUUGCUGUGUUUAUAUAACUUUUUAGAUGACAUGGAUUGUUUUACCCAUGCUUUAAAAUGUGUAAUGUUCACAAUUUGCAAUGCAUGACUCAAGUUUUAUUAUUAUUGUAUAAACUUCAAUCCUGGUAAAAAUGACUAAUAUUUGAUGUUGAUGACCUUUUCAUUGAUAUUGAGACUAUGCAUACAGAGAAUGAGGUGGAUUAUAGAACUCAGUAACUAUUUGGUCAAUAUCAUUACAACUUGAACUAUCUGCAAGAUUAGAUUUCAUUACAGUGCUCAGACUCUAUCUCAAAAAGACUAACUUACACAUUUUUCUUGGCUUAAAGAUUAACAAAGAGUUUUUAAAAAUAGGUUUUUAUUUUCUGGUCCCUGCAACAUAAAAGUUAAUUCCAUUGUUUUCUUGGGCAAAUUUUUAUUUACCUGCUAAUGAAGGUAAAUAGCUUUUCUGAUUAAUGCAGAAUCAAUUAUUUUAUUCUGUUACCUUAUAUCUCCUUGAUUUGGGUUUAAAAGUAUUUCCUACAAAAUUAUAUUAAUUUACCUAACAUGAAAUAUUGUACACAGAAAAAAUUAUUGUAGAGUUUUCAUAUACUUUACUCCUUACAACUCAAACCCUUUUUCCAAUCUGAGAUAUGAUUUUAAAAAGACAAUAUCAGUCAAAUGUGAUCAUGCAUGCUUCCUUCUACACAAAGAGGGCACAUUUGAUUUACAAAGAUGUAAUUUAAAGUGUUACUUGAGCACAGGGAGUGGAUUUGUGCUCAUUUAUGAACACAUUCUUUCCUGCUUCCUCUUCUGUAACCAAAGGAUAAUUUUUGUUGAUUUAGCUAGCUAAACAAGCAUAUCAUAAGCCAUUACAGUGGAAAAGAGCAAUUUUAAGCUCAAAGAGGCAGAAUAGAAUUUCCUUUUCAUUCUCAAUAAUAAACUUUAUCUAUAUCAAUCAAAUGCUACAUAACCAUCAGAUGAUAUGGACUCUAGGUUACAAAUAUUUAAAUGAAAAUUGGUUUUACCACUUAGGUCUCAAAUGAUAUAAAAACUAGUCUCUAUAUGCUGUGCACAAUCUUACAGUUAACAAGGGGAAUGAAAACUCUAAAUGUACAAAUCUGUCAUUGUUUUAGAGCCAAACCAGGUAAUGUCUUUCCUUCUGUUUUGGUAAAGCACAGGAGUUUCAAGUGUAGCAUUAUGUACAAAAGGAAAAACUAAUAUAGAUCUCUAUAGACAUUAUAAAAUAGUUUAUGAAAAGAGUCUUUAUCAGUUUUUCAUGUCUUCAAUGCUGUGUAAAGAAGAGGAGCUGUAGCAUGAAGUUUACUUGAAGGAUAUUUGAAAUCUGACACAUUAACAUAAAGAGAUGUAAAAUUAAAUUUUACCUAUAUUAAAUCAAUCCUGUUAAUCAAAUCAUUUUAGGUUCCUGAAGAUAGAUGUUUUAGUACUUUCAUACCUAUGCUUCAGUAAUGUUCCACAGAAGAAUUAACAUGUUUUAUUUUUUUUAAAGGAGGUAAUGAUUACUGUUUAGCAAUGGCACAGCAGCUGUGUUGUGCCUGAAAGUUCCUUGCUAGCUUACAUUAAUGAAGAUGCUUGUGAUUCCAGUAUAUCUCAGAAAAUAUCCAUCAUGAAGUUUAUUUCAGUUGUGUUUAUCAAGAAAGCUUUGUUUACUGAAUCAUCUUUUCCAUGUUACAUUAAGAAAAAAAGAACAUGUACAUAUUUUAAAAGCAAUGAUGUAAACUUUGUCCUUUCAUUAGAUUGACCAAUUUAAGAACAUGAACUAAAUCCUGAUGACUAAAGUAACUUGACCAUACUUGAUGCUUUUUUAAUGCUCAUUUCUGCUUGGCUUUUUGUCCUUCAAAGAAAAAAUAUAGUAGUAUCUUAGAGACUAAAACUUAUAUGUAUUGAUUGAUUCUUUGUUCUAGCAUAUGUUAAGUUAAA